UAAAUAUCUUGACCAAAAUCUUUUAUAUAUAAUAACUGAGAGUUGCGUUGUGCUAAACACUUGAAAGAGGAAAUGGCCAUGGCUCUACUAUCAUUGCUGCAACAAUCAUGGCAAGAGCUGCACCAAAUACUACCCUUCAAUCCACUCCUCUCACUUGUUUUUCUCAUCCCUUUUCUCUAUGUUUUCAAGUGUUUUAAAAGUGUCAAACCCAAUUUACCUCCAUCGCCACCAAAGCUACCAAUUAUCGGCAACCUGCACCAGCUUGGCACACUUCCACACCGUUCUCUUCAAGCCCUUUCUAACAAGUACGGCCCUCUAAUAUUCUUAUACAUAGGCAGUGUUCCAACCCUUGUUGUGUCAUCUGCGGACAUGGCCAGAGAAAUGAUGAAGACACAUGAUAUCAUUUUCUCAAACCGGCCCCAAACCACAGCUGCCAAAAUCUUACUCUAUGGAUGCAAAGAUGUAGGGUUCUCACCCUAUGGUGAGUACUGGAGACAAGCAAGGAAAAUUAGUGUCCUCGAACUUUUGAGCAUCAAAAGUGUGCAAUCGUUCCAUUAUGUAAAGGAAGAAGAAGUUGAAGCGUUGAUCAACAAGAUACAUGACACGUGUCUCAAAGGGGGUUCUGUUAAUCUAAGCGAGAUGUUCAUUACAACCUCGAACAACAUAGCCUCUAGAUGUAUACUUGGACGGAAGUUUGAAGAAGAAAAUGGUAAGAGCAGGUUUGGAGAGCUAUCAAGGAGAGUAAUGGUGCUAUUUGUAGCAUUUUGUUUUGGAGAUUUUUUCCCUUUUUUUGGAUGGGUUGAUGUUCUUACGGGAUUAACUCCAAGCCUGAAAGCCAUUUCUAGAGAAUUAGAUGCUUUGUUUGAUCAAGUGAUUGAAGAACAUAAGAAAGGGAAUAGUGAUGAUGACCAGCCUAAUAAGCUUGAUUUCGUGGAGAUUCUCCUCCGACUUCAAAAGAAUAGCAUGCUCGACUUUGAGCUCACCAAAGACAACCUCAAAGCAAUUCUAAUGGAUAUGUUUGUGGGAGGAACUGAUACAACUUCAACAACUUUGGAAUGGUUAAUGGCGGAGCUUAUAAAAAAUCCAAAUAUUAUAAAGAAAGCACAAGAAGAGGUGAGAAGGGUGGUGGGAAAGAAAUCAAAGAUAGAUGAGAAUGACAUCAACCAAAUGGAUUACUUGAAGCGUGUCCUCAAAGAAACUCUAAGAGUACAUCCACCAGCUCCUCUCUUGGUACCUCGAGAAACAUCAGCAAAUGUGAAAUUUGAAGGUUAUGAUAUUCCGCCAAAAACAAGAGUAUUUGUCAAUUCAUGGGCAAUCCAAAGGGACCCUACUGUAUGGGAGAGGCCAGAAGAGUUCCUCCCGGAUAGAUUUAAAGACAAUCCCAUUGAUUUCAAAGGCCAAGACUUUGAAUUCAUCCCAUUCGGAGGUGGGAGAAGGGGAUGUCCAGGAUUGGCAUUUGGUGUUACUUCAGUUGAAUAUGUGAUUGCCAACAUCUUAUAUUGGUUUGACUGGAAGCUACCUGGUGAUAAUGUACAUGGGGAAGACUUGGACUUGAGUGAAGUUAAUGGGCUCACUGUGACGAUGAAAAUUCCUCUUCAUCUGGUACCAACACUGUACUCACCUUGAUCUAUGCAUUAAGAGAUUUGUGGUUUUAUAUAUAUAUAUAUAUAUAUAAUGUGCUAAUAAUGUAACUUUUCUUCUUUCA
Molecule: messenger RNA, 1705 nt
Organism: Corylus avellana
Lineage: Eukaryota; Viridiplantae; Streptophyta; Magnoliopsida; Fagales; Betulaceae
Product: cytochrome P450 71A1
Molecular function (GO): iron ion binding; oxidoreductase activity, acting on paired donors, with incorporation or reduction of molecular oxygen; monooxygenase activity
Source: RefSeq, a predicted model, not a curated record